Molecule: messenger RNA, 657 nt
Organism: Mercurialis annua (annual mercury)
Lineage: Eukaryota; Viridiplantae; Streptophyta; Magnoliopsida; Malpighiales; Euphorbiaceae
Exons: 4
Coding region: 1-657 (218 amino acids)
Source: RefSeq, a predicted model, not a curated record
AUGGAGAAGCUGAAGAAGAUGCAUUGUUUAUGCCUCCUGAAUAAGAAACAGAAGAUGAGUUCAUCGCAUCCUCAUCAGACGAAGAUGAAAGCGAAGAACUUUAGUAUGAGGGGUCGAGGUCGAGGCACUGGCUCAGGCCGUGGCACAGUCCGAGGACGCAGAUGGGGAGACGACCCUGUUGUUGGCGAUACCGACGUUGCUGAGGAGCAGCAACAGCUGAAGGCCGGAGGACCUGUUCAGCCUAGGCAGCAGCGUGAGCCUGGCGAGCCCCCGGCUAUUCUGGACGACCAGGGCAGGGCGAGGGUUCACCCGGACCCUAGCAGGACUUUGUUGCUGGACUCAGGGCCAGUUUCUCGUGCCAUCAGAGAGAUUUUUAGGAAAUGCUGGUUCGAGACUGGCUAUGCAUGGCGCUUUCUGACUGCGGAUCAGAGGGAUUUCAAUUUCCAGGAGUUCCAGAAAGAAUUCUGGUGGGAUAGUUCGGUCUACAGCGACGAGCUCAUCAGACAGGUCUUCAUGACCCACGCAGCCACCCGCUACAAAGACAACGUCCAUAAAAUGAAGUCCAAAAAGGAGAAGCAUAAAUCUGUGGGCCAGGCAAUAUGGGAUGCCUGGAAUGCCUUCUGGGACACAGAGGCGGAGAGAAGAAGUCGGAGAUAG